AUGGGGCAACGCCAAGUUUGGGACUUGGCCAUGGCGGUGAGGAGAUGCUAUAGAUGCAGCCAAGCCGGGCAUCUCCAGCGUCAAUGCAGGGCAAGACCUCCAGGAGACGACAUGGAGCAGAGACAGCAAUCGACGCAGAAAUGUAAGCAGAAGGGGUCCUCUUCAGGGAAGAAGAACACGCGUUCUGCUCAUCUUGUGUCUGCAUUUUCUCGAGAGGAGAGGAAGGUACCUCGAGGAACAUGGUUGCUGGACUCUGGUAGCAGCAGGAUUAUCUGCAACAGUCAGGAGGACUUUAAGACCCUGGGGAAGCCAGCUGAUGGAAAAGACUCAAUCUAUCUUGCUGAUGGUCGUAGAAGCAAGAUUGAUGGCCAGGGAACAUGUUUCCUGCAGUGCUUCAACACUACUCUACCAGAGACUGUUUGUCAGCAGUUUGGACUAUUGUUUACUGUCUGUAAGCUGUUUGAUUAA
Podarcis lilfordi (Lilford's wall lizard) is the source of this 468-nucleotide messenger RNA. Lineage: Eukaryota; Metazoa; Chordata; Lepidosauria; Squamata; Lacertidae. The record is from the annotation of a GenBank genome assembly.